UCACAUAUAUGGGUAAGCCCUACAGAAGCCAGAGAAAGGCUGACUUCUGAGUCAAUAUGCAUCGGAUCGGGUUCCCGAUGUGUUGGCAUCGGGAAUGCGUCGCUAAAUGAGGAGGGAUGUCCCCAGAGAGGGGCAGGAGCUGAGCUCUUAGAUCCGAGGAAGUGGACGAUGCGUUCUCUUCUCUGUCCACCAGCCAGCCAGGCUUCACUACGCAGCGGGUUUGCGGGUCAUCGAACAGCAGCGAAGGGAAGAGCCGGCAUGCGGGCAGGCAAUCGGCGGCGGCCCCAGCAGCGCCUCUCCUGAGAGGGGAGGGCUCACGCACCCUGGGAGAGACGUGACAGGGCAGUUUUCCCAAGUCUCCUCCCCUCCCUCCUCUGCAGUCACUUCCUGCAGCUGUUUCCAUCUGUGUCCGGUUAUACUGCUCCCUCGCUCUCGCCGCCCCCCCCCCCCCGCGCCCCUUAGAUCGAAGUGGGCUGAAAGCAACCCCCUUUUAAGUUCCAAAGAGAGGAAGAAAGAGCCGAAGAUUCCAAGCGCGAGGAUGUGCAUGGCUGGUCCUCUCUGUUUACCGGGGAAUCCUUGCAGAGCGGACGCCUCCCGCGAGGCUCUCCUUGGGAAGCCGAAACCUCUUGGACUGGGGUCAUCCUUGCCGCUUGCACAUGAUGAGGAACUUGCCACGGUGGUGGAGCAGGACCCAGCGCUGGAGGAACUGUGCAAGCCUUUGUGCUGCAGGCUUUGUAAUGUCACCCUGAAUUCUGCACAGCAAGCCCAGGCUCAUUAUCAGGGUAAAAACCACAGUAAGAAACUUCGGAAUUACUAUGCAGCCAACAGCUGUCCAGCUCCCACCAGAAUGAGUAAUUUGCUUGAGCCAGCUGUGCAUCCAGUGGUUUCCCUUCCAGCCCAGGGGGCUUCAUCGAAGCCAGGAGGCCGAGUGAUCCUGGCCACAGAGAAUGACUACUGUAAACUGUGCGAUGCUUCAUUCAGCUCGCCAGCUGUGGCCCAGGCUCACUACCAAGGGAAGAAUCACGCCAAGAGGCUGCGGCUGGCCGAAGCUCAGAACAACUCAUUCUCGGAUUCAUCGGAAGCAGGCAAACGGAGGGUGCGGAAGGAAGGGAGUGAAUACAAGAUGGUGCAGAACAGACGAAAUGUGUAUCCCGUCCAGAAUAACACAGGCCCUUACUUCAACCCGCGCUCCCGCCAGCGGAUUCCCCGGGACCUCGCCAUGUGCGUCACCCCCAGCGGCCAGUUCUACUGCUCCAUGUGCAAUGCCGGGGCCAGCGAGGAGCUGGAGUUCCGGCAGCACCUGGAAAGCAAGCAGCACAAGAGCAAAGUGUCCGAACAGCGGUAUAAGAACGAGAUGGAGAACCUGGGCUAUGUACAAUGAGACCCGGUGCCUGCUUGCCACUUCUCCUGAGUUGUGGGGUGGGGAGGGCAUCUCUCGCCUGCUGCUUGCCACCUGUCCCGCUUUUUGUGCUCCACGCCUCCGGAAGCCCGUUCUCCAGCUCCCUCCAUCUUUUUAACAGCCCGCACACGUAACGGUGAGGUAGGGGCAGCAAAGGUUUGAUUUUGCUCACACUUGGCAGGGGUAUUGUGCUGCAGGAUGUCAAGUGGGGCUGCUUGGUUUUGCUUGCUCAUUAGCUCAGGCUCUUCACUGCACUCGGAGGGGGGCCUUGCCGCCGUCCCUCUGCCCCUGCAUCAAUUCCCCCCUUGCAUGAGUGCACUUGGCCCGAGAAGUACCAGAACCACAGACUGGCCAGGCAAGUUGCACCCUCUUUUUGCACUGCAUCAUGCUGGUGCUCCACCAUAGCUGCAGCAACCGCAGUUUGAUCAUUGGGGAGCAGCGGAAGUGCUACAGAAGGGGCUAGAGCGAGGCGGAGAGGCCGUAGCUUUGUGGCAAAGCCCACGUUUCGCUUCUUGAAGGUUCCCGGUUCGAUCCCGAGUACCUCCACUUGAAAGGGUCUUGGGUAGAAGGACAGGGAAAGAGCUUGUGCCCGAUGCCUUGGAGAGCUGUUGCCAGUCAGAGUUGCUAAUACUGGGCUAGAAGCGUCGUCCCUCUAAGGCAGCUUUGUAUCUUCAUAAAGAGUUUGCUGGCGAAGGGUAUAGAGAAAAAACCUAAAAUGGUAUGAAGGUUUUGCUGAGUGUUUAGACACUAUCUGACCCACUGGGUGGGUCUUUUAGAGUGGUGUCGUCUCUGGGCCGAUAAAGACCAGAAUCUAAAGUCCCUAUGACAUUCAGUCUCCCUCUUCAUCAUGCUCGUUGCCUGGCCCUACAGCCAAGUUGGAGUCGAUCAUUUAAAAACAAAGAAGAAAGGGGGAAAUUCCAAACGUCUGUAUUUUGUUUUAAAAAAUGAAAUCCAAAUCAAAUGUGCGCAAUUUAAUUUGUACAACAAUGUGAAUUUGAGCAUUCCACUCACAUAAUUUGGAGGCUUUUUUUUUUAAAAGCAUAGAAUUCCAUACCUCUGGCAGUGGUUAGGGAUGGCUUUGCCCCUUUAGCCAUUUCCGUUAAUUUAAUUUUUAAAUUUUAAUUAUCAGUUAAUUUUUUUAACACUGAAGUUAUAAAAGAUCCAGUAUCUGUCAAGAAUGUUUGGCAUCUUUCCCCUCUUUCCAGCUUUGUUGUUAAGUGAGCUUUCUUUUUUCUUUUAAUUUCCUGCACACGCGCACACACACAGUAUCUGAAUUGCAAACUCAAAAGGAUGCCCCUCCCCACUCUGGACUGAAAUGUAUUAUUUUCAUAGCAUCCAGAGAUGGAGAGUGGAGGCAGGAAAAUCUCUGCAAUCUGUUCUCUGAAACAAAUGCUUUGUGAUCAGGCUGGCACUGGAAAAAGUCAGAAAUUCAUAAUGCAUGAGGCAGAGUCCCAACACCAGAGGCGACUGGAAAUGUCUAGCUGGGAAAAUUUAUCUGCUGCCAGCCCGGGCCAGGUGAAUCUGUACUCAAUUAGGAGCAUCCAGCCUUGGCUGGCAUUGUAGCGAUGAAAGCUGGCCAGCUCCUCCUGUCACAGGCAUGCUUCCAAAAACUGUCUUUCCUCAGAAGCUGAACUGUGUUGGAGUUGGCUACCAGUUCGUACAUGUUGCCUGCUGGGACUGAGUGCUUAUUCACCUGAUGAAGCAUAGAAUCAUCCAGUCCAACUGUGUGAUUGUUACUGAUGAGUGAAACUUCUUUCUUUUGGGAAGGGAAUCCAGUCCUGAAAUGUUAUGUCUGAGGACAGGGGUUCUCAAUCCCAGAUGUCAGCCCCAGUCAUAAUGGCCUUGGGCCAUUUUCAAUUAAAACUGAAAACAUUUGGACUAUAGCUCCUAUCAUCCCCAGCUAUCUUCUCCCUUGGCUGUUCAUGAUUUUAAAAUCAAAAGCAUUUUGAUGAAAACUUUGUUGUUCUUCAAAGGGCCUUUGGCCAUUGUGGCUGAAUAUGAUGGAAGUUGUCCAGCAAUGUCUGGGGACCUCUGCCUUUGGAGGUUCGUUGAACUGAUGAAUCAGUGGGCCUGAGAGUUUUGGGGUCCCAUGCCUUGUUCUUGAACUCCAAUUCAUGAUUUUGCUGCAAUGAAGGCAUAUUCUGGCUUCACUCGAUUUACACUCGUUCCGGUCUGGUUUACAUAGGCUUCAGAAUGAGAUUAUAAUUAUUAUUAAUUAAUUAAUUCGAUUUCUAUACUGCCCUUCCAAAAAUGGCUCAGGCUGGUUUACACAGAGAAAUAACAAACAAAUAAGAUGGAUCCCUGUCCCCAAAGGGCUCACAAUUAGGGAUGGGCCCAGACCGGUCUGGACCUGGGUGGUUCGGUUCCGGGUUUUGGGGUAGCUUUAAGAGUGGCGGGAGGGUUUACUUACCCCUCCCGCCGCUUUCCUGCUCUG
Hemicordylus capensis (graceful crag lizard) is the source of this 3833-nucleotide messenger RNA. It is a transcript of the gene ZMAT3, whose product is annotated as zinc finger matrin-type 3. Bases 539 to 1381 code for a protein of 280 amino acids. The record is from RefSeq and is a predicted model, not a curated record. The transcript is spliced from 6 exons. Gene Ontology annotation, molecular function: nucleic acid binding; zinc ion binding. Lineage: Eukaryota; Metazoa; Chordata; Lepidosauria; Squamata; Cordylidae.